Messenger RNA from Vicugna pacos (alpaca), 10464 nucleotides. It is a transcript of the gene CCDC88A, whose product is annotated as coiled-coil domain containing 88A. Gene Ontology annotation, cellular component: centrosome; cytoplasm. Gene Ontology annotation, biological process: cytoskeleton-dependent intracellular transport; cytoplasmic microtubule organization. NCBI's taxonomy places the organism in Eukaryota, Metazoa, Chordata, Mammalia, Artiodactyla, Camelidae. Gene Ontology annotation, molecular function: microtubule binding; dynein light intermediate chain binding. The record is from RefSeq and is a predicted model, not a curated record.
CGCUGGUUGGGCGGCGGGGAGCGGGGUGUGAUGCGGCACUGCGGUUCUGAGGCCGUUAUUCGGACUCCUCCAGAGAGGGCGGAGGAGGAGGCUGGAGCGCGGCGGUGAUUUUGUGCCAGGGCUUCCCAGAGGCGCACUGAAAAGGCUUGGCAGGGCUCAGGAAACUGGUGGCUUAGGGACAACAUUCAAGCCCCCACCCCCUGGGAGGGGAAGGGGACAGGCAGCGAGGCUCGAGGGCGGCGGAGGGAUGGUGGCUGCUCGGGGGGAAGGGGCGAGCCCUGCCUGUCGUUGGUGAGGGGCUACGGGCAGGCGAGGCUCCGCGGGUCAAAGCGGCUCCAUGCCCACUGGUGGGUGGAACGUGUUGAGCCGAACGCGGAGGUCGAGCCUGGCGGCGGCUCGGAACCCUUAACAUAAUCUCAAUCGUGGGAUUUCAAUUAGCCCACUUUGGGAUUAAUUCAUUGGGGGCAGCCUUGCUGGUCUGGCUCCUCCAGGAGCUGGGCAACCUUGACGGGCUUUUUGUCUUGCUGCUCCAGCCCUUUUUCCCUUCCUCCUCCUCCAGAUGCCUUUUCUCUGCCCCUCCUCGCCCGGUACAGACAUUUCCAGGGCAGCCUGCCGCUCGUGGCUGCUGUCGAAGCCACUUCUCGGGAUUUCGGCUCGUUUUCCUCUGGGGUGUUUUUUGAGGAGGGAGAGUUUUUCUCCCCUCCACAAUGGGAUUUUUUUCCCGUGCCAAAAUGGACUUUCAUUGAUUUCUACUUACUUCUUCACCGUUUAGUGACCAAUUUCCUAGGCGUAUUUUUGUGGUAGUUCCUUUUCUCAAAUACAUUUUCUGUAAAAUGGAGAACGAGAUUUUUACUCCCCUUCUGGAGCAGUUCAUGACCAGCCCCUUGGUCACUUGGGUUAAAACGUUUGGACCUCUGGCUGCAGGAAAUGGGACCAACCUGGAUGAAUAUGUGGCUUUGGUGGAUGGGGUUUUCUUGAACCAGGUCAUGCUCCAAAUUAAUCCUAAAUCAGAGAGUCAGAGGGUAAAUAAAAAAGUCAACAAUGAUGCCUCACUUAGAAUUCAUAAUCUGUCCAUUUUGGUGAGACAGAUAAAAUUUUAUUACCAGGAGACUUUGCAGCAAUUGAUCAUGAUGUCACUGCCAAAUGUCUUAACCAUUGGCAAAAAUCCCUUUUCUGAACAAGGCACAGAAGAAGUUAAAAAGUUACUUUUACUUUUACUGGGUUGUGCCGUUCAGUGUCAGAAAAAAGAAGAAUUUAUUGAAAGAAUUCAAGGUUUAGAUUUUGAUACAAAAGCAGCAGUUGCUGCACAUAUUCAAGAGGUAACUCAUAAUCAGGAAAAUGUGUUUGAUCUACAAUGGAUGGAAGUGACUGAUAUGUCUCAGGAGGAAGUAGAACCACUCUUGAAAAACAUGGUAUUGCAUCUAAAAAGACUUAUAGAUGAGAGAGAUGAACAUUCAGAGACUAUCAUAGAACUCUCUGAAGAACGGGAUGGUCUUCAUUUCCUACCCCAUGCCUCUUCAUCUGCGCAGUCACCUUGUGGUUCUCCAGGCAUGAAGCGAACAGAAAGUCGACAGCAUCUGUCAGUGGAACUGGCAGAUGCUAAGGCGAAGAUAAGAAGGCUGAGGCAGGAAUUGGAGGAAAAGACUGAACAGUUGUUGGACUGUAAACAAGAACUUGAGCAAAUGGAAAUAGAAUUAAAAAGGCUGCAACAAGAGAACAUGAAUUUGCUUUCUGAUGCUCGUUCUGCAAGAAUGUACCGAGAUGAAUUAGAUGCACUUCGGGAAAAGGCAAUCAGAGUUGAUAAGCUUGAAAGUGAAGUCAGCAGAUAUAAAGAGAGGCUACAUGAUAUUGAAUUUUAUAAGGCAAGAGUUGAGGAAUUAAAAGAAGAUAAUCAAGUUUUACUAGAAACAAAAACCAUGUUGGAAGACCAAUUAGAAGGAACUCGAGCUCGUUCUGAUAAAUUACAUGAAUUAGAAAAAGAGAAUUUACAGCUGAAGGCUAAACUGCAUGAUAUGGAAAUGGAACGUGAUAUGGAUAGAAAAAAGAUUGAAGAAUUAAUGGAAGAAAAUAUGACUUUGGAAAUGGCACAGAAACAAAGUAUGGACGAAUCAUUACAUCUUGGCUGGGAGCUGGAACAAAUAUCCAGAACUAGUGAACUUUCUGAAGCACCACAAAAAUCCUUGGGCCAUGAGGUAAAUGAAUUGACAUCAAGUAGGUUAUUGAAGUUGGAGAUGGAAAAUCAGAGUUUGACAAAAACUGUAGAGGAGCUUCGGAGUUCUAUGGAUUCUACAGAGGGCAGCACUUCCAAACUCCUGAAAAUUGAAAAAGAAAAUCAAAGACUAAGUAAAAAGGUUGAAAUUCUUGAAAAUGAGAUUAUUCAAGAAAAGCAAAGUCUUCAGAAUUGUCAGAAUUUAAGCAAGGAUCUAAUGAAGGAGAAAGCUCAGCUUGAGAAAACAAUUGAAACACUUAGAGAAAAUUCAGAGAGACAGAUUAAAAUAUUGGAACAGGAAAAUGAACAUCUGAAUCAAACUGUGUCCUCCUUAAGGCAGCGCUCCCAGAUAAGUGCUGAAGCAAGGGUGAAAGACAUUGAAAAAGAAAAUAAAAUUCUCCAUGAGUCUAUCAAAGAAACAAGUAGUAAGCUAAGCAAGAUUGAAUUUGAAAAAAGACAAAUUAGAAAAGAAUUAGAACAUUACAAAGAAAAAGGAGAACGAGCAGAAGAACUUGAAAAUGAGUUGCAUCAUCUUGAAAAAGAAAAUGAAUUGUUACAGAAAAAGAUUACCAAUUUAAAAAUUACUUGUGAAAAAAUUGAAGCCUUAGAACAAGAAAAUUCAGAGCUAGAAAGAGAAAAUAGGAAGUUUAAAAAAACAUUGGAUAGCUUUAAAAACCUUACUUUUCAGUUAGAAUCCCUAGAAAAAGAGAAUACCCAGCUUGAUGAGGAAAAUUUAGAACUGCGAAGGAAUGUGGAAUCUUUGAAGUGUGCAAGCAUGAAAAUGGCACAGCUACAAUUAGAAAAUAAAGAACUGGAAAGUGAAAAAGAACAACUUAAGAAAGGGUUAGAGCUCAUGAAAGCAUCUUUCAAGAAAACAGAGCGCUUAGAAGUUAGCUACCAGGGUUUGGAUACAGAAAAUCAGAGACUACAGAAAGCUCUAGAAAACAGCAAUAAAAAAAUUCAGCAAUUGGAAAGUGAACUACAAGACUUAGAGAUGGAAAACCAAACGUUGCAAAAAAAUCUGGAAGAGUUAAAAAUAUCUAGCAAAAGACUAGAACAGCUAGAAAAAGAAAAUAAAUCAUUAGAGCAAGAGACUUCUCAACUAGAAAAGGAUAAGAAACAACUGGAGAAGGAAAAUAAGAGACUCCGACAACAAGCAGAAAUAAAAGAUACCACAUUAGAGGAAAAUAAUGUGAAAAUUGGAAAUUUGGAAAAAGAAAACAAAACCCUUUCCAAAGAGAUUGGUAUUUAUAAAGAAUCCUGCAUUCGUCUGAAAGAAUUAGAGAAAGAAAAUAAGGAGCUUGUGAAAAGAGCAACUAUUGAUAUAAAAACUUUGGUUACUUUAAGAGAGGAUUUGGUGAGUGAAAAAUUGAAGACUCAACAAAUGAAUAAUGAUCUUGAAAAAUUAACUCAUGAGCUUGAGAAGAUAGGGUUAAAUAAAGAGCGACUCUUACACGAUGAGCAGAGUACCGACGACAGUAGGUACAAACUUUUGGAAUCAAAGUUAGAAUCCACUCUAAAAAAGUCCCUUGAAAUAAAAGAAGAAAAGAUUGCUGCAUUAGAAGCUCGAUUGGAAGAAUCAACAAACUAUAACCAGCAAUUGCGCCAGGAGCUUAAAACAGUGAAAAAGAAUUAUGAAGCUCUUAAACAGAGACAAGAUGAGGAAAGGAUGGUACAGAGUUCUCCUCCAACGUCUGGUGAAGAUAACAAAUGGGAGCGAGAAAGUCAAGAAACUACUAGAGAGCUUCUUAAAGUUAAAGACAGAUUAAUUGAAGUAGAAAGAAAUAAUGCUACACUGCAAGCAGAGAAGCAAGCAUUGAAAACUCAGCUGAAGCAACUUGAGACCCAGAACAAUAAUUUGCAGGCUCAGAUUCUUGCACUUCAGAGGCAGACAGUGUCGUUGCAAGAGCAGAAUACUACUCUUCAAACACAGAAUGCCAAGCUUCAGGUUGAAAAUUCCACCCUUAAUUCCCAAAGUACCUCACUUAUGAACCAGAAUGCACAACUCCUAAUCCAGCAGUCUUCCUUAGAAAAUGAAAAUGAAUCUGUAAUCAAAGAGCGAGAAGACCUGAAAUCUCUCUACGACUCUCUGAUCAAAGAUCAUGAAAAGCUGGAACUUCUACAUGAACGGCAGGCUUCAGAGUAUGAGUCUCUCAUUGCUAAACAUGGAACUCUAAAGUCUGCUCACAAAAAUCUUGAAGUGGAACAUAAAGACCUUGAGGACCGUUACAAUCAGUUACUAAAACAGAAAGGACAAUUGGAAGAUUUGGAAAAAACGCUGAAAGUAGAACAAGAAAAAAUGCUGCUUAAAAACAAAAACCAUGAGACUGUGGCUGCCGAAUACAAGAAACUUUGUGGUGAAAAUGAUAGGUUGAAUCAUACAUAUAAUCAGCUUUUAAAAGAGACUGAAGUUUUACAAACUGACCAUAAAAACUUGAAAAGUCUUCUAAAUAAUUCCAAACUGGAACAAACAAGAUUAGAAGCUGAAUUUUCAAAGUUAAAGGAGCAAUACCAGCAGCUGGACAUCACAUCCACCAAGCUAAAUAACCAGUGUGAGUUGCUAAGCCAACUUAAAGGAAAUUUAGAAGAAGAAAAUCGACAUCUACUAGAUCAAAUUCAGACACUAAUGCUACAGAACAGAACACUAUUGGAGCAGAAUAUGGAAAGCAAGGAUCUUUUUCAUGUUGAACAAAGACAGUACAUUGAUAAGUUAAAUGAAUUAAGACGACAAAAGGAGAAAUUAGAAGAGAAAAUUAUGGAUCAAUACAAAUUUUAUGACCCAUCUCCUCCUAGAAGGAGAGGCAACUGGAUUACUCUAAAAAUGAGAAAAUUGAUAAAAUCUAAGAAAGAUAUUAAUCGGGAACGUCAGAAAUCUCUAACACUAACACCAACCCGCUCAGACUCCAGUGAAGGAUUUCUUCAGCUUCCCCAUCAAGAUAGUCAAGAUAGUUCUUCAGUAGGUUCAAACUCUUUAGAAGAUGGCCAGACUCUGGGGACCAAGAAAAGCAGCAUGGUUGCACUGAAAAGACUGCCCUUUUUGAGGAACAGACCGAAGGAUAAAGACAAAAUGAAGGCCUGCUACCGUCGUUCCAUGUCCAUGAAUGACCUGGUGCAGUCCAUGGUCCUAGCAGGAGGACAGUGGACAGGUAGUACUGAGAAUUUGGAGGUUCCUGAUGAUAUUUCAACGGGUAAAAGGAGAAAAGAAUUGGGAGCUAUGGCCUUCUCUACUACAGCCAUCAACUUUUCAACUGUCAACUCUUCUACAGGCUUCAGAUCCAAGCAGUUGGUUAAUAAUAAAGAUACUACAUCCUUUGAAGAUGUAAGUCCACAAGGUAUUAGUGAUGAUUCUAGUACGGGAUCAAGAGUUCAUGCUUCGAGACCAGCCAGCCUUGAUAGUGGCAGAACAUCCACUAGCAAUAGCAAUAAUAAUGCUUCACUCCAUGAAGUCAAAGCAGGUGCAGUUAAUAUCCAAAGCAGGCCACAGAGCCACAGCAGUGGAGAAUUUAGCCUGCUUCAUGAGCAUGAGGCUUGGUCCAGCAGUGGCAGCAGUCCAAUCCAGUACUUGAAAAGACAAGCCAGAUCAAGUCCAUUGCUCCAGCACAAGACAGUAGAGAGUCGUGCACAUCACAAGAUCAAAACUGGCUCCCCUGGAAGUGAAGUUGUUACUCUACAACAGUUUUUGGAAGAAAGCAACAAGCUUACCUCAAUACAGAUAAAGCCCUCAAGUCAAGAGAAUCUUUUAGAUGAAGUAAUGAAAAGCUUGUCUGUCUCUUCUGACUUUUUGGGAAAAAACAAACCAGUUAGCUGUGGUCUGGCCAGGUCAGUAAGUGGAAAAACCCCAGGAGACUUCUAUGAUAGACGGACAACUAAGCCUGAACAAUUUGUGAGACCUGGUCCUCAAAAGACUGAAGAUACCUUUUUCAUUAGUUCUUCAGGAAAAUCUACACUAGGCACUCAAGGAAAGAUAAAAUUAGUAAAAGAAACUUCUCUUUCACGACAAUCAAAAGAUAGUAAUCCUUAUGCCACUUUACCUCGUGCAAGCAGUGUGAUCUCUACUGCUGAAGGAACUACUCGAAGGACAAGCAUCCAUGAUUUUUUGAGCAAGGACAGCAGACUACCUAUGUCAGUUGAUCCACCACCAGCUACUGCUGAUAGCAACAUCACUGCAGCAUCUAGUGAGUACCGUUUACACCAGUGGUCCUCUCCUACACUUCACAGUCCCACAUAUGCUGUGGGUUCUCAAGCACAAAAUGAUUCAGACAAGCCCGAGUCUCUAUAUGCGCAGGCUAGAAACUCAAAAACAGGAAAGUCACAUUUUCUAAACCAAACUUUUGCCACUAUUAAGAUAUCUAAGGAUAUAUUUGGAAUAUCAGCUAAAGAUAGCGUAGGGUCCUUUACUGUGGCUCAUCCAUCUCAGCCAUUUUUAUCCCUGAAUACAGAAUUAGUUAGUAACAUAAGUGGGUUACCUCCCAGGCCAGUCACCAGAGUAACUGACCAGGCUUCAGCCUCUUUGAAUAAAGUUGCACAGAAAGAUAAUGAACAGUUUUUUGGUAAUCAGAAUCAUAGUAACAGUAACCCACAGUCUUCUGUAGAUAGCAGUAAUCUUACCACUCCUGCAUGCCUCUAUCCAGAUGACACAGAAGCUGCAUUGUUGGUUUCUGAGGAUAAUCAAACUGUUUGGUAUGAAUAUGGUUGUGUGUGAUCAAAACUGCACAGUGAUGAUGUCAUAUGAUAUGCAUUAUGCUUCUCUAAUUUGAUUCGAAAAGCUGCUGUUGAAAACUAUCAUUUAGCUAGGUUUAUAUUUUUAUUUUUAAACUGGCAUAAUGUUCAAGUGUACAUUAUGGCAUGUAUAUAAAUGUGAUUGUGUAACCACAACAAAGCUUGCAUGAAAUAUUAAUUGCAUUGUACAUUUUCUGCAUGACUUUAAAAACCUUAACAAUAAUGCUUCUCUUUGACACUUCUUGUCAUCUAGUGAAAGAUCAUUACUUUGAUAUCUAGAAGCAUGUUAAAAUGGUUGCAUGCUAUAAUUACCAAGGAGACAUUUCCAUGACAUAUUUACUUUGUUACUUCCAAAAAACAAUGCUCAUUUUCUCCCUCCCUCUUUUGCUCCCCUUUCCUGCUCUCCCUCCCUCUCCUCCUCUCCUUUCUUUUUUUCCCAGAAUGUGCACUUCAUAUUGCACAUGUACAGUGAUAGUAAGGAAAAUAUUUUUAAAAGAUGUCAUUUUCUUUUGCCAUUUAAUUAUACCUUCUGCCCUGUUUUCUUUUCAAAGAAAUAGUUAAUAAUUCAACACUUUAUGUAGCAAAUAUUAACUACUGCCCAUAUUUAUAAAAUUGUUGAGAUUUAAAGCUUUGUUAAUAUUCAUAUAUUUAGUGUAAUUCUUUUUUAUAAAAAGAAACAUCAAAUUUAAAUGUGACUGAUACAGUGACUAGGAGCAUUUGUAUUCUAUUUCUUCUCUGCACUUUUCUUCAUCUGAUAAAUAUAAGAGCUCAAGUACUAUCUUUCCUUCAAGAUUACUUUUUUACUUGGAAUCAGUUAAUAGUUUUUUCAGUUCUUCUUUUAUAUAGAGCCAAAGAGAAAUAAAGCAAAUCAUGCUCAAUGUGUUGGAAAUUUGCAUUUUUACGUCUGUUCAAAAAGGGUAGCAAGUUUACAAAGUUGUGAAGACGGUUACUUACAUAAUUCUGUAAUUCAUUUAUUAUUAUUAUUAUUAUUAUACAUGUCUGUCCUUAAAACAAUUUUCUAAAAUGAGUACACUGAGCUAAAAUAAAAUGUAAAAUUAGUAUUUGUAACAAUUUAAACAAACAAGUAUGUUUUUAGUAGAACAGAUUUUAGAACUAAGAAUAAAUGUAAACUCUUAGCUAGAAAAUAAUUAUAAAAGAUAGAGAAAAUAUUUGCUAACUCUGACUCAUGUCAUAAACUUUAAAAUUAUCUUGCUGUGGUCACAGAAUCAGUUUACUUUGAAUCUCUAACUCCCAGAAUAAAACAAACAAAAAAAACAAACCCAUAACCCUAAUUCACUUACUUCCAGAGAAGUAUAGCUUAGCUCUGUCUCUGGAAUGUUUUUACCAUCUUUUUUUUUCAUUGCAUCUAUUUUUUUCUUUUUCUUUUUUUUUCUUAGUUCAAGUAUAGUCAAUUAUAAUGUGUCAAUCUCCAGUUUUUGCCAUCUUGAUUCAGCCUAAAUAUUACUGACAGUAACUCAGACUGGCAUCUAAAAGAAAUGAUUUGAAAUGUAACUUUACACAUGGGGAGGAAAUUGUUAUUUUAUACAUGUUGUUAUGCUAAAUUAUUAUUGUUAUUAAUUGGGCUAAAGAAAACAAAAUGUACAGAGAAAUCUUUGCUCAAUGCAAUUUAUAGCCAUAGUAAAUUAAGCUAUCCUCUUGUACUUAUACAAGAGGGCUAGGCCUGUUCCAUUUAUUUCUUUGACCCUACUUUUUUUCUUAUAGCCAGCUCUUACUGAAAAUGGUUCUAGUGCAGGUAAUCAGAUGAACAUAAUCAGAAAUUUUUCAUAUUUUUUAGUACCAUCUUAAAAUAUAUCUUACACAUGAAUAUAUGAAUACAUCAGUCUGUUUUAUUGUUAGUUGUUUUAGUUAGUCCUAACAUUUCAAAUGUUUUUGGGAAGCCUUUUCUUUUUUCAAAACUUAAUGGUAAAUAUAGGUGGGAUUGGAUGGGGCCAUAUGUGGUACAGAUGUAAUUUUUUUCCACAUUGAGUCAAGGAUUAUUUCACAACCAUUUCAACCUUUUAGAUAUUAUAAAUCUAGCCUUAAGCUUUAAGUUUAAAAUAUUAACUUUAUGCAGAAUAUACUGAGAAAUCAUAUGCUAUUAUAGCAAAAACUGUGAUUAUUUUACAAAUAGACCUAUAGGAAAGAAGUAUUUCUAACUCAAGUGGCUAUAGUUAUACAUACAGCAUGUUUACAAAAAGAACUUAAUACUGUGCAUGUAAGACAGAUAGAUACAUACCAUGUCCACAUGUCUUAAAGACUGGCUGAGAAGACUUAGACUUCCUCCAUAAACUGUCACUAGCUGUAGAGUCAUAACAUUUACCCAAACACUAGUUUCUUUCCUAUGUUUCUUGAUAGCACUUGGGAUCCAUUAGCAGUAGGAAGAAUCUUAUAAAUAAUAUAGCACCAGCAUUUCCCAAACUUUAAAAAAAUCAACAUAAUAUUUUCUAUAAAUGAAAUCUUACAAAGAUGCCCUGAUUUAAAAAAAAAUUUUUAGAGAUAAAAGUGAAGCAACUCUGACUCAGUUGAGCAGCUGCACUUUUUUCCUCUAAGAUAUCUCCAUAAAUAUCCCACGUCUUUGUAUCGUAUUACAGGCAUACCUCGUUUAUUGCAUCUUGCUUUAUUGUAUUUCGCUUAAAGUUUGUGGCAACCCUGUAUCAAGCAAGUCUGUCUGUCAGUGCAAUUUUCCCAACAGCAUUUGCUCACUUCAUGUUUGUCACAUUUUGGUAAUUCUCAAAAUGUUUCAGACAUUCUCAUUAUAUUUGUUAUGGUGAUCAGUGAUCUUUGAUGUUAGUAUUGCAAAAAGAUUGACUCACUGAAGGGCUCAGAUGAUGGUUAGUACUUCUUAGCAUUAAGUAUUUUUACUUAAGAUAUGUACAUUGUUUGUAGACAUAAUGCUAUUGCACACUUAAUAGACUGUAGUGGGAACAUAAUUUUUAUAUGCACUGGGAUACUUAAAAUUCACGUGACUUGCUUUAUUGCAAUAUUCACUUUAUUGAAGUGCUCUAAAACCAAACCUGCAGUAUCUCCGAGGUAUGCCUGUAUUAGUACCCUAAUUUUAGAUGAAAUUGAAUAGCUUUCAUAUUCCUGGCUUAGGUUUCUAGAAAUUAUACCCUUAUUAUUUGUGAUAUUGUAAGUUAAUUUUGUUCUGCAUCAAGUCCCCUUUGAUCAAAGCAGUUUUUGCUAUUACAGUGUAAGUAGGUAUUUUAUUUCGCUAUAAAAUCUCCAGCCCUGGUUUUCUUAGUAAAUAAUACAAGUAUUUCAUUGUGGGUGUUUCUGCAGGCGCAUGCAAGGUUAUUUUUUACUUUAAAACUAGAUGUGACCAAUUAGUAAAUAAACAUAGUAAGUAAACCUAUCUGACACUGAAAGGGCAUAAAUAUAUUAUUUAUAGCUUUUAAAAUAUAAGAAUCAGUCUUUAAGUAAUGAGAUUCUAUCAGAUUAGUAACAUUUCAGAGUUAGAUUCCUUCUCUUUGCCCUACUGAGUAAGAGCUUCUCAUCUUCAUGAAUUGUGUUAUGUUUAACCUUUGAUUAAAUAACAU